AUGGUCGACUAUGGCGUCGGUUAUGAUUAUGGAUCUGUCAUGCAUUAUGAUCAGUUGGCGUUCUCCUCAAAUGGGGGAAACACAAUAUCUACUCUGGAUCCCAAUUACCAAGCAACAAUUGGGCAGAGAGUUGCACCAUCAUUUGCUGAUGUCAAACGGAUCAAUCUGGCUUAUUGCAACUGUAAAAAUCAAAAUGAUUGUCUAUGCUUCAUUUAUUCUAUUUUAGCUACUUGCUCGGACAAACUUGAUUGCCAAUUCGGAGGUUACAUAAACCCGAACGACUGCAACAACUGCAAAUGUCCACCUGGUUUUGGCGGACAAUUGUGCAACGUGUCUGCUACAAGCAGUAGUGGUUGUGGAACCGGAAAUCUUGAGGCUACGAGCACCGUUCAAAGUAUCUCGGCAUCAGGAGCGUUAACCUGUAAUUACAUCAUCACGGUAAGCACACAACUUUCAAAAAGUCUUUGGAAAAUACAAAGUUCAAUUUUGUUUUAAAGAAAACUGUUUCUUUCAGAGUGCUUUUUGCUUUGUCUUUCUUAAAAUGUCUUAGAUUCCAGGCUCCAGUUGGUGCAAAGGUGUACUUCCAAAUGACCGGAGCAACAUUUUCUCGAUCCUCUCCAUGUUCAUCAAACUAUUUGGAAAUCAACUAUCUCACUGAUUUCACAUUGGCCGGGGCCAGAUUUUGCACUUCUUUUCCAACCAUUUCGGUCUCCGAAACAAACACAUUGGUAGUCAUUUACAAAGGAGUGUCAGGAGCAGCAUUUUCGCUGAACUAUCGUUAUGAUCCAGUCACCUUCUCAACAUCUUCUCCCACGACUUCUGGAACGUCUACAACUUCUACAACAACAACCACUACAACUCAACGACCAGCUUCUACUACAUCUACUUCAACGACAAAAACAAGCACAGUUGCCCCAACCACUACAACAACAAAGAAAACCACUGCUACUACCACAACUGCAACUACAACUACAGCCCGAAUCACCACGAUCACAUCCACAUCUAA
Messenger RNA from Caenorhabditis sp. 36 PRJEB53466, 1006 nucleotides. NCBI's taxonomy places the organism in Eukaryota, Metazoa, Nematoda, Chromadorea, Rhabditida, Rhabditidae. The record is from the annotation of a GenBank genome assembly.